AUGGUGAUUAUAUUCAUGUUCAUUAGAUAUGAUAUAUUUGAUGGUAAUAUCAGAUUUCAGUCGAGAAGCCGACAACUCUCUUUUUAUGUUGCAUACCGUUCUGGAAUUAUGGCUGUUGCCCACCUUCCUCUAAUUGUGGCAUUUGCUGGAAGAAAUAAUAUUUUGGGCUGGUUAACUGGUUGGUCUUAUGACACAUUUAAUUUAUAUCACCGUUGGCUGGCACGAGUCAUGUUUACAUUGGGGUUUAUUCAUUCAAUUGGAUUUACUGUUUUUUACCAUAUUGGCCAUAAGUACCGGCACGAAUUUCAGCUUGGUUUUUUUCGAUGGGGUGCAGUUGCUAUCACAAGUGGAGGUAUCAUUUUAUUUUUUUCUCUUAGACAUUUUCGUGAACAGAUUUAUGACGUGUUUUUAGUGAUACACUGGAUCUUUGUAUCAAUUUUUUUUGCAGGAGUGUGGUGGCAUCUUGAUGAUUUAGAUAAUAGGGAGUGGAUUUAUGCUUCAGUUGCUCUUUGGGCUUUUGACAGGUUCAUGAGAUUGGUACGCAUAGUGUUUUCUUCCAUCAAGUCAGUUGCUGAUCUUCAGUUACAUGAGCCAUCCCAGUUGAUUAAACUAAAGGUCAAAUAUUCUAAUCUUUGGGAACCUAAACCUGGUGCUUACGUUUUCAUUCAUUUCAUUGAGCCUAUUUGGUCAAUCACUCAUAACCAUCCUUUUAGUUGUUAUCCAUCGCCUGAAAUAGGUGAAGAUGAUGUACUCGUUUUGUGUAUAAGAGUAAGAAAUGGGAAAACUAAACAGCUGGCAAAGCAUUUAAAUCAGCAAUUGCAAGCUCAUCAAAAGAUGCGAAUUAUGAUCGAUGGUCCUUACGGUCACAGUUUUCCUCUUACUAAUAGUCAUACAAUUGUUUUGUUGGCUGGCGGAAUUGGAAUAACUGCUGUCUAUUCUUACGCCUGUCGAUUAUUAGAUCAAGGACAAAAAAAACGUAUCAUUAUGGUAUGGGCUGUUAAGGACAUCGAGAUGUUGAAUGUUUUUGACAAUGAGAUAAAAUUUCUGAGACAGAGAAACUCUAUCGAUAUCACUAUUUAUGUCACUAAUGGAAACAUAUUAAUGAAAUCCUCUCCUGAAACAACACAAACUUAUGAAAAAACAAAGUUAGAUACUCCAGAUUCUCCAGUAGAUUAUUUGAUGGAAUCACCUCGACCAGAAUAUUCAAGUACGGAUCAACAGGAAAUAACCACAAUAAAUUAUUCACCAUGUGAUAUGCUUACCGCAAAGUAUGGAGAACAAACCAUCAUGAUUUGCAAGCCGAAUAUUAAAGAUAUUACUGAAACAUUGAUAGCUGAGUCACAGGAGAGUAUUGCCUUUUUGGCUUGUGGCCCACCUAGAUUUAAUGAUGAUGUACGAAAAAAUGUUACGGAUCAAAUGGGGAAUUGUAAAGGUCGAGUUGAUCUCUUUUUGGAGUCUUAUAAUUGGUAA
Messenger RNA from Magnusiomyces paraingens, 1470 nucleotides. RefSeq lists its product as uncharacterized. The record is from RefSeq and is a predicted model, not a curated record. Gene Ontology annotation, cellular component: plasma membrane. Gene Ontology annotation, molecular function: ferric-chelate reductase activity. Gene Ontology annotation, biological process: iron ion transport; copper ion import; intracellular iron ion homeostasis. Bases 1 to 1470 code for a protein of 489 amino acids. The transcript has a single exon. Lineage: Eukaryota; Fungi; Ascomycota; Dipodascomycetes; Dipodascales; Dipodascaceae.